Arachis stenosperma is the source of this 618-nucleotide messenger RNA. RefSeq lists its product as uncharacterized. NCBI's taxonomy places the organism in Eukaryota, Viridiplantae, Streptophyta, Magnoliopsida, Fabales, Fabaceae. The transcript has 6 exons. The coding region runs from base 1 to 618 and encodes 205 amino acids. The record is from RefSeq and is a predicted model, not a curated record.
AUGGACAAAGCUCUGAAGGAACAUGCAUAUGAGACAAUUAAGCGGACCUUUCUGUAUGAGGAGGAUGAUCGUGGGAAAAGAAAAAAGGUCAUAAUUCAAAGGCUAGGAAAAAUUUGGAAAGAAGCAAGAAAUCACUUAUAUCAUAAGUGUUAUGACGAGCAACUGAGUUGGGAAGAUAAUUUAAAGAAGAAACCAUCAGGAAUAAAUGUACAGCAGUGGAAAUGGUUCGUUUCCUAUCGUUUGAAGGAAUCUACUAAGGAAAAGUGUAGACAAAAUGCUGUAAAUCGGUCGAAGCAACUUUAUACACAUACUUGGGGCUCUAAGACAACUGCCAGGCUAAGGGAUGAAGAGGAGAAAAAACAGCAAAGGCGCAUUGGUAGAGGAGAGAUGUUUAUUAUGACUCAUAAAAAAAGGAAUGGCUCUUAUAUGAAUGAUGCUGCGCGUGUUGCUGGGGAAGCGAUUGCGAAUAUCGAGAGCCAAGAUGGUUCAUCGAAGGAGAUUUCACUUACUGAUUCGCUUGCGCAAGUUCUUGGAAAGGAGCAUUCAGGACAACAAGGAGACACUUUGUCACCUGAAAUUGAUGCACAACUGAAGUCUUUGGGGAAUGUAGCACAAUAG